Messenger RNA from Lathyrus oleraceus (garden pea), 1482 nucleotides. Its product is annotated as ubiquitin receptor RAD23b. The record is from RefSeq and is a predicted model, not a curated record. The coding region runs from base 198 to 1292 and encodes 364 amino acids. Gene Ontology annotation, molecular function: polyubiquitin modification-dependent protein binding; proteasome binding; ubiquitin binding. Gene Ontology annotation, cellular component: nucleoplasm; cytosol. Gene Ontology annotation, biological process: nucleotide-excision repair; proteasome-mediated ubiquitin-dependent protein catabolic process. NCBI's taxonomy places the organism in Eukaryota, Viridiplantae, Streptophyta, Magnoliopsida, Fabales, Fabaceae. The transcript has 12 exons.
CUAUAGUAUAGAACUAUAGUAUAGCUUUAAAAAAAGAGAGAAGUGAAGAGAGCUUAUCGUGAAAAAGAGGAAAGUUAUACAAGGUAUUUGUAUACUAUACUAUUGUUACUAGGGUUUCUUCUCCCUUUCUACAUUCCUCCGGCGUAGCUGAAUCAAAAUCGGAAUCGGAAUCGGAAUCGGAUCGGUGCCGAGUAGUCAUGAAGCUCACUGUCAAGACUUUGAAAGGAAGCCAUUUCGAAAUCAGGGUUCAGCCUUCUGAUUCUAUAAUGGCGGUAAAAAAGAAUAUUGAAGACAUCCAAGGCAAAGAUAAUUACCCUUGCGGACAACAAUUGCUGAUUCAUAAUGGAAAGGUUUUGAAAGAUGAAACUACAUUAGCAGAGAAUAAGGUUUCCGAAGACGGCUUUCUUGUUGUCAUGCUUAGUAAGAGUAAAACCUCGGGCCCUGCAGGAACGUCAUCUACUCAGAAUGCUAGCAAUCCACCUAUAGCUGUGCCAACACCAGAUUCCACACCUGUAGCACACACUCAAUCUGUAAACAACAAUGCAUCCGCAGCGGAUGUCCCAAUUACAAAUGUUACUACAGAUAAUUAUGGACAGGCUGCUUCAAAUUUAGUUGCUGGGAGUAAUCUUGAGCAGACUAUUCAACAACUUGUGGACAUGGGUGGAGGCAGCUGGGAUAGAGAUACUGUUAAUCGUGCUCUUCGUGCAGCUUUCAAUAACCCAGAACGUGCUGUAGAUUAUUUGUAUUCUGGGAUUCCUGAAACAGCAGAAGUUGCUGUACCGGCCCCUCAUUACCCAAAUAAUCAAACUGAAACUGGUGGUGUCACUACUGGAGUUAUUCCCGGGGCCCCUAACUCGUCCCCCUUGAAUAUGUUUCCGCAGGAGACAAUUUCUGGCGCUGGAGCUGGAUCACUCGACUUCUUGAGGAACAAUCCUCAGUUUCAAGCAUUACGGACAAUGGUGCAAUCCAAUCCACAAAUUCUCCAGCCUGUACUUCAGGAGCUCGGAAAGCAAAAUCCCAGUCUCUUGAGACUUAUUGAUGAGCAUCACGCUGAGUUUCUCCAGUUGAUAAAUGAACCCAUGGACGGUUCUGAAGGAGACAAUUUUGAUCAGCCGGAACAAGACAUGCCUCAUGCUAUCAACGUGACGCCAGCUGAGCAGGAGGCAAUUGGAAGGCUAGAGGCUAUGGGAUUUGAUAGAGCCUUAGUUAUAGAGGCAUUUUUGGCAUGUGACCGUGAUGAGCAAUUGGCGGCCAACUACUUACUGGAAAAUGCUGCAGAUUUUGAGGAUUAAAUUUUUAACCUACAUUGAUUCAUAGUUUUAUUCAGGCUUUUUUCUUUUUUUCUUCUUUUUGCAAGAAGGUGGGUUUGCAAUUUUUCUUCUUGCCGUGUCUUUCUAGGGAGAUUUAUGUGAUAGAGUUUCUGAUUUGGAUAUGAUGUAUUCUACUCCAUAUUAUUAAUGAUUUUGGUUAUGGUUUGGAUUA